CUAUCGACAAUGAUGGCCAGAUGGAAACACGUAGAAGACGGGGGAUGAAGACGGAGCCGUUAGAAGAGAAAGGCGAGGGUUCGGUGCAGACUUUGGAAGAAUCAAAUGAGGAGGAAAAAACGGUGGAAGAAAUCCCUAUCCAACCAAAGAAAAGCAAAUCCAAACACUUGACCAAGAAAUUGGGUACCGUGUCUCCAACAGGGGCGUUGAUGGUAGCCAAACUAAAAGAACAACAAAAGCUGGAUCAGCAGAAGAUUGCAUACCUUGAGGACCGUAUCAAACACCUUGAGGAAACCAACAGUGAGCUAAGAAAUGACAAAGAUUUCUUAGUAGCCCAAAUCAAGGGUGCCCCCAAGGAAUCCCCAUCUACUAGUACAUCAGGCUCAGGAAAGACUCUUCCGGUUUUACCUUUGUCUUCAACUUCGUCUUCACCCUCAUCGACACAGUCAAGCUCCUCAUCUUCAGAAGAGGAGAAGAAAAAGAUGAAGAAAAGGGCCAAGAAGUCCAGGAAACACCAUGUGCCAACCAGCCGUUCAAGGGUGACUUCAAUAGAAGGAGUCAUACCACCGACAAAGCCGGCCUGA
This is a messenger RNA of Larimichthys crocea (large yellow croaker), 584 nucleotides long. RefSeq names its product corepressor interacting with RBPJ 1-like. The transcript has 4 exons. The coding region runs from base 21 to 584 and encodes 187 amino acids. The record is from RefSeq and is a predicted model, not a curated record. NCBI's taxonomy places the organism in Eukaryota, Metazoa, Chordata, Actinopteri, Sciaenidae.